CAUCAAGUUAUUGUGAAAUUCUACAUAGUUAGCCCGCACUUCCAAGCAAUGCGAGGUCAACGUGAACAGUACACUUUACACAAUAUUCAUUUGCUCCUCCCUCGUUCACGGCGCAUUUGUUUGCUCCAUCUUCAGCUCUCUGUUUGUUUAAUUAGCAACUCCAAAACCAUGCUUUCUGCUCAAGAAACGCUUUGGCCAUGUGAAAGCUAAGGCUUUCUGUCUUUGCAAUCAAAACAACGACUAGUCGAAUUUCUUACUAAUAGUUGCCAAGAUCAGCUAUCGAUCAGCUGGUAUUGCAAUGCUGAAUCAGUGCCUUCUUCAAGAGCGGGGCAGAGAUGCAUCUAGUCAAUGCUCUCUAGGCUAGAAGAGGAAGUUGGAGACGCAUUUAUUUGGCCAAUGCAAAGAUGAGAGAUUCGGCAGCAUUACUGCAAGGGAUUCUCCAACGUCGCUGCUUAUCUUAUCUGGCUACAUUAUUCUUAUUCAUUCUGUGCAUUGCGGCUUUCUUCUCGGCACGCUUGCUCGACUUCAGGGUAAUUAUCUCUGUAUUAACUUAGUACAUGAUUUUCGCACUUCUGGAUCUUUUCAUUCUUUUUCUUUUUUCAAGAGAGAAACUGAUCCUGCUGGACAUUUUAAGCUUUUUCUAAUGUUCAGUAAAUUAGUCCGAGUUGAAUCAGUACAGUACAGCACCAAACGGAAGUCAGAUCCUUGCAGCCUCUUCUGGGAUAACACACACAGUCUUCCAUUUGGGUGGAGAAGGUGGAUUGCCAGAAGAAGAAACUUAGCGAAGAAAUUCCCAAAAUAAUUUCGGAAUUUACUCUCGUUGUUGCCACUUAUUUUUCAUUUGCUAUGGAAUUCUAAUCUUUCAUGCACCUUUUUUUUUGGUUUUCUGUUGUAAACAUUCUCUCGUAUAUAUUUGACUCUCAAAUAGAAUUUCCGCUUCAUUUCUAAAGCGUUUAGGAGCGUCAAGAGUGAGAGAAGGAUUGUGGAAGUAAGCAUUAGAAAUCAAGUAUAUUCUCGUACAGGUUGCCGCCGACAGAAGAGAAGAAGCGGACAUGGCCCUGGCUGGCAUUUAUUUAAACCAUGAGAUCGUUCUCAACGAACAGGACAUCCCAUCCCGCCUUUUGUUGUUAUUCAUGACCUCGCAUUAAUAAUAUUUAUUUGACAGAAUUGUUAUUGUCAUAGUCGGCAAAGGUCAUAGUACCAUACUGACUAUUGUAAGUGUAAAAAAUUAGUAUGAGUUCCCUUGAUUUUUUUAGUACCAUACUGCACCAAAUUAGAAUGAGUAUUAAUGUAAGAAUUUGACCCAUGAAGUGGAAUGCAGGGAAUUACUCUCGAAAAUCAAUAUUCAGUGGCGUCACAUUUUCAAAAUACCCUCUUCAUGAUCCAUGGACAAAGCCCAGGAGGAAUCCGAUUGAAAUCCCAUUGACUUGCGCUGUUACCAACAGCACACGAACUUGCCCAACAACUUACCACCCACCAAAUCUUUCAGCACGAGAUGAAGACGCGGCCGCUCCCGAGGCCUGCCCAGAUUACUUCCGGUGGAUCCACGAAGACCUGUCGCCCUGGAGGGAGACUGGAAUUUCACUAGACAUGGUGGAGGCGGCUAAAAGAAGGGCAGACUUCCGACUGGUUAUAGUGAAUGGGACGGUUUACGUGGAGACUUAUAGAAGGUCGUUUCAGACGAGAGAUGUUUUCACGCAGUGGGGAAUUUUACAGUUGCUACGGCGGUACCCGGGUAAAUUGCCCGACUUGGAUCUCGUAUUCAGCUGCGCGGACCGGCCGGGUAUUGUUAAAGAAUGUUAUCCCAAAUCCAACGCCACCGCCCCACCACCGCUGUUCGGCUACGACGGAGAUGAUUCGACCGUCGACAUUGUUUUCCCGGAUUGGUCAUUCUGGGGAUGGCCUGAAAUUGUUAUAAAGCCAUGGAAGCAAUUGUCCGAGGAGCUAAAAGAAGGGAACCGGCGGAUGCGAUGGGUGGACAGGGAAGCACACGCAUAUUGGAAGGGCAACGCUAGACUUACGGCUUCAAGGAGGGAUUUACUCAAUUGCCAUGUCUCGGGCAAGCAAGAUUGGAAUGCCCGUAUCUAUUAUCAGGACUGGCAUCGUGAACAACGACAGGGUUUCAAAAAUUCUAACUUAGCUGACCAAUGCAUUCACAGAUUUAAAAUCUACAUCGAAGGAAUUGGGUGGUCCGUAAGCGAAAAGUACAUUCUUGCGUGUGACUCUGUUAGUUUAGUGGUCAGGCCACGUUACUACGAUUUCUUCACAAGAAGUUUGAUACCUCUGCAACACUAUUGGCCCAUAAGAGAGAAUGACAAGUGCAGAUCAAUUAAGUAUGCUGUUCACUGGGGCAAUACCCAUCAGGAAGAGGCACAGGCCAUUGGCAAGGCAGCAAGCCAUUUUGUACAAGAGGAGCUGCAAAUGAAAUAUGUGUAUGAUUACAUGUUUCACCUCUUGACAGAGUAUGCUAAGCUUCUGAAAUACAAGCCAAGCGUUCCUCCGAAAGCAAUUGAACUUUGUUCCGAGUUAAUGGCCUGUCCGGCUGAUGGAUUGGUGAAGAAAUAUAUGGUGGAUUCCGUUGUUACGAGUCCCUCUGAGGCAGCUCCAUGCACCAUGCCUCCUCCUUACGACCCUCCUACUCUUCAUUCAAUUUUGGAGAGAAAAGAAGAUUUAAUAAAGCAGGUAGAGACGUGGGAAAAACAGUAUUGGGAUACUCAAACCAAUCACAAUUAAUUAGACGGGCCGACAUGUUUUUCUUCUUCAGCUGGUUAAUUUGUCAUCAUCAAUUUCCCUGCAUCUGUCAAAAAUUUUAUUAAAAAAAAAAAAAAAUUCCUGUGCAAACGUGCGCAAUACAAAGAGGAUUUGCAGAAACCGGUUUUGCCAAAAAAAAUGACUGCAUCUGCCAUUAAGGGCCAACUUAACUUUAUAUAUUUCUAUGCGGUUUCCAGGUCCACCCUGCUACUUCCGUUCCAUUUGGGAUGCUUCCCUUUUACUUUUAGUCAUAGUGAGAGAUGUUUCCACGGUUCAAAUUUUAUAUCUACAGCUAUAUAUAAUAUUCUUGUAAUAAAUGCUCAAACUUGUCCUCCUUAUUAAACCAAAAUGCAAGUUGGACUUGAAA
Messenger RNA from Coffea arabica (coffee), 3118 nucleotides. The record is from RefSeq and is a predicted model, not a curated record. NCBI's taxonomy places the organism in Eukaryota, Viridiplantae, Streptophyta, Magnoliopsida, Gentianales, Rubiaceae.